Brachypodium distachyon (stiff brome) is the source of this 1514-nucleotide messenger RNA. RefSeq names its product tyrosyl-DNA phosphodiesterase 2. The coding region runs from base 232 to 726 and encodes 164 amino acids. Gene Ontology annotation, cellular component: cytoplasm; PML body. Gene Ontology annotation, biological process: double-strand break repair. Lineage: Eukaryota; Viridiplantae; Streptophyta; Magnoliopsida; Poales; Poaceae. Gene Ontology annotation, molecular function: single-stranded DNA binding; 5'-tyrosyl-DNA phosphodiesterase activity. The transcript has 3 exons. The record is from RefSeq and is a predicted model, not a curated record.
CCUUGAUCUAAAACUCCGACGGAAGCUCACCGGCCCUCUCCUCGGCGGCCGCGCGCGCCUCGUCAGGAUCUCGAACCGCCGCCGCCGCCAAUGUACACGAGUAAUCUGUAGCUUCUUCUUAGCCUACAAUCUGCAAACAAUUUGUUUGCGUAAAAUCCGGGUAAAAUCAGUUUUCUUUGAUGCGGUUUUCCGGCCGGAAACUCGCUAACGAAACAACCCCCCUUCGCAGCAAUGGCCGCAGCCCUCCUCCGCCUCCAGCCCAAACCCUUCCUCCUCCCAAGACCUCUUGCCCUUCUCUACCCAACCACGAUCUUGCCAGCUUCUUUCCCUUGGCGCACCGCGCUGCAGCUGGGAGCCCCCGGAUGGAGCCUGCCGCCGCUGUGGGCCAAGGAAGGCGCCCAGGGGAAUGCCAAGAAAGAAAAUUCAGAGACCCAUUUGGAUUCGAAGACCAUCAAAAUCAUGACAUACAAUGUAUGGUCCAGAGGUAUUUUGCAGGGCCUCAGGAUGUAUGCUCUUGGAGAUCUUAUUCAGCGCCACAACCCAGAUCUUGUAUGUUUGCAGGAGGUUACACCAGACAUACAAAACUAUCUGAAACGAAGCUGUGCUUCAUGGCAAGAAUACGAAUGUGUAUCACCAGAUGAGGAGGAUGUAGAAAGACACAGAUAUUACUGCUUGCUGGAAUAUGAUUCGGUUGCAGAUGAGCAAGAUGCCGGUGAAUUCUUCUGAGCUCAUCUACUGGACCAAGCCCAAAGGUGGAAGGGGCUUGUACACCGUAUAUGUCACUAUCGGAGGAGGGAAGAACUUGGUCUUGGCUACAACCCACCUAGAGGGACGGGUCGUCAGAUAUUUCAAGCCUGGGCGGAUUCAUAGUAAACGGACCAAGAAGCAACGAAAAGAAGAACGUUUGAGGAAAAACGAAAAGAGAAGAGCUCAGGCGGAAGCGUGUAGAAGACUUUUGCCUGCCCAUCCCAAUGUAAUACUUUGUGGGGACAUGAACUGGGACGACCGAGUAGAUGGGUCCUUCCCUCUGCUGGACGGGUUCAUUGAUCCUUGGAUUGUGCUGAAGCCAGGUGAAAAUGGCUAUACAUACGACACAGAAGCUAAUGCCAUGCUUGCGGCAAUCGCAGAACACAAUUUAGUCAAAAGACAACUGCAGGGGAGAUUGGACCGGUUCUUUUGCAAGUUGGAAGACUUCAAGAUCGAAAACAUUGAGAUAAUCGGGAAGGAGGCUAUAGCACUAGACAAACAUUUGAUCAUUCAUGAAACUCCCCUAUUACCUAGUGACCACUUUGGGCUUGUUUUGACUAUCACACUCCGGAGUAAUGGAAGUGCCAAUAGUAAUUGAUGUGUGGCCCUCUUCUUCUUUUUUUGAGGAAAAUGCCCUCUUUUAUUUGUAGAAGCAUCACUAGAUGUUUCAUGGAUGCUUAAGUACUAUGGGUGUGCUAUUCUCUAACCCUAACUUUGUAGAGUUUUUCUCAGGAGGUAUCCAUUUGAUAACAUAGGUUACGAGGUUA